CUUUCAAAAUGCCAUUGUAGAGUCUUUACUGUGUUUAGUGUGAGAGGAGUGAAGUUUAUUAUCCAAUAAGUGAAAUGUGACAUAAGUAAGUGGAAACACUGCAAAUUGUUCAAUAGCAAUCUCAAAUUUCAGUCAAUUUUGAUGAAAAUGUCGGAAGAGAGACCGAGGCAAAGGCAAAACUUAGACAGACUUUUGAAGUUUUGUGUGGAAAAUACCCUAGCUGAAGAUCCUGGUGACCGAUCUAGUUCUAGCAUCGAACCAGAGCGCCAGGCAUGGCUACAAGAAGCUCUCAAAAACUUUACUGGUGAAGAUGAAGUGUCUCUAAUAAAGAAGUGUUUGAUGUUGCUGUCUACUCCAUUUGGAGAGUUGUCAGCUGACCCUGAAGAGGAUUUCAUGACACGAGAAAAUGCUUUGGAACAAAUAGAAAGUGUUGUUGACAACAUUGACAAUGCCAAAGAUUGCUUUAAACUUGGCGGAUUAGAUGUAUUUUUGAAGUACAUUGAUGAUAAUAUGCAUUGUACAUUACAAUGGCAAGCUCUUUCUGUUCUUGGCUCAUGUCUUCAAAACAAUGCUUAUUGCCAGGAGCAAGCAUUAAAGAUAAACAUUUUAUCAAGAUUACUGAAGAUCGUAGACGGAGAUUUUGGCGAUACAACAGUUAAUGUCAAGGCAGUUUAUGCUCUGGGAUGUAUGAUUCGAGGUUGCGAGGAGGCUGAAAGGCAAUUUAUUGAAAAAGACGGAUUCUCAUAUCUUCUUCGUGCUGUGGAGCGAAAUGUUCCUAAACUUAACAUCAAAGCGAUUUUUCUUAUUUCAAACUUAACAGAUGAAAACCAAAAAAAUAUUGAAACUCUAUGCAACAUGGGUAUGGUAGAGAAAAUGAUUGCUAUCAUUCAAGGGCAACACGAACAACAUCAUGAGCAUGUCCUACAUAUUUUGCUGAAAUUUGUAAAGAACCAUCAUCCCGCAUUGUCAGAAUCACGGCGACAACAAUACGAUUUAAAAAGGACUUUGGAAAAUCGCAAACAUUAUCUGCAGCAAACAGAUCCAGAAGCAUACGAGGAGGAAAUAAGCUAUUGCAGCGAGCUAUUGAAGCUUUGUUUCUCGGGCGAUAAUGUCAAUGAUGAAACUGAGAGAUGAUUGAAAAAUUACGCACCUUUAGUGGAUGCUCUUGGAUAUGUAUUGAUUGUAUACUAUGUACUUUUAUCUUGCUUUUUAGUCCGUUGAUCUUUAAGAAACAUUUGUGCUUUUAAAGUAAUCCAAGGCUUCUUAUUGGCUAGUAACCAUCUGUCUAACUGUAUUAGGGGAAUAUAUUUUCGUCAACGUGUA
Molecule: messenger RNA, 1323 nt
Organism: Xenia sp. Carnegie-2017
Lineage: Eukaryota; Metazoa; Cnidaria; Anthozoa; Malacalcyonacea; Xeniidae
Product: hsp70-binding protein 1-like
Exons: 6
Coding region: 142-1134 (330 amino acids)
Source: RefSeq, a predicted model, not a curated record